AUGACUAACUUGGAGGCCACCGCCGUCUUGGGACAUGACGCAGCCUGUGGGCCCACUGCAGUCUGGAAACCCACCGCACCCUUGGAAUACACCAAAUUCUCAGGACCCAGUUCAGUCUGGGUACCCACCGCCGCCUUCGAAUCCACUGCAGCCUUCGAACCCAUCGGAGAACUCAGAUGCGAUCACAACAGCUCCGCCGACGACAUUAGAGCGCCGCAGGCUCAGAACCGGCGGCGGUUUCAAAUCAAGCGGCAGGUCCAGAGGCGGGCCCAAAGGGAGGUCCAAAGGCUUAGGUGGAUGAGCAAUAUCUUGCCGAGAAGGAUCUCCCCGCCAAGAGUCUUCCUGAGAAGAGACCCAUUAGGACAGCCUCAACAAACAGACCUGCCGAACGUAUCCGCAAGGCCUUUGACAUCCACGGGGCUACUUCCUCCUCCAGAAUCGAAUCCCCCUUCUCGCGAGUAUAUCUGGGGGUGGAUUGACCGCCGAGAUCAAGGGCUAAGUUACGAGGAUCUGCCUACUUGGUUGAGGGACGCAAGCCAGGAGCUAAGUCUGAAAGGCGCAUUCGAUGCCAUGACUGAGCUUGCAGGAAAAAUCCCAGGUGACACUAGCGCCCACUUUGAGUUACUCGCUAAACCAGUAGUGGACGACUUCCACCACCAGAACGCACCCACGCCUCAAGAGAGCGAUUCCAGUAUGAUGGUGAGCCAGUUCGCCGCAACGCAGACUCGUCCAUAUUACGCAGCUCUUUUCGCUACCAAGCAAGGCCGGCAUUAUGGUACAUCUUGGCACUGGUGGGCAAUUGCUUCCGUUCGUGAGGCUGGUCCAUUGGAUACGACGGCAUCCGACCCUGGCAAGCCACAACAUCUCUUUGUGUAUGAUUCGAGGCCUUUGCAACUAGACCUUGAAGGGCUUAGGACUACGCGAGGCUUGCGCGAUUUUCUUCGAAAUGAUCAAUAUCGAAUGCUGAAGAGAUUGAACCAGGCAGUUCCCAUCAAAUAUCUUUUUCUCAAUCAGGCGCGACUGCGGAUGCCGGACCUGAGCAAUCGCCUUCAAGAGACCUUGUGGUGGAUCUUCAAUGUGGUCAGCCGUGGUGAUAUGCCAAUUGAGAUCGGAUCAGAGCUAAGCGAUCUUCGGUGGAAGGCAGUCGACGCGAUCACCCUGGAGUUUGAACACGAUGAACAAGAUACGGGAGCAAAUGCAGAGCGGAAGUUGAUCUUGAGAUCGAUUGCAAGAGCGGUUGAGCGUUGA
Molecule: messenger RNA, 1248 nt
Organism: Aspergillus aculeatus ATCC 16872
Lineage: Eukaryota; Fungi; Ascomycota; Eurotiomycetes; Eurotiales; Aspergillaceae
Exons: 3
Coding region: 1-1248 (415 amino acids)
Source: RefSeq, a predicted model, not a curated record